CGUUGUUGGUCAAACUGAAUCUACUUGAAUGCGCUCGUGUUUUUAAACGCUUUGGAAGGUUUGGAACGUUUGGAAGUACAUAUAGGGGAUUCUUUUACGGGAUUGGUGUGUAGGUACUUUUCAAGCUGUGAAAUCACUUGCAUCUGCACUGGAUUGUGUUUUGCCUGCAAUGGAGAGCCAUAAUGGUUUACUGGAGGUGAAUGAAAUGCAACAGAUAGUUGAGAUGUACAAACAGAAACUCCAUGAGAUUCAGUCUGAACUUGCUAUAGCACUUAUGAUGCAAAAGGAACAUUCUGCUGAUGUAGAAGCUAUACAGAAGAAAUAUGACAUAGAUCAAGCAGCUGCAGUGCUCCGAGAGAAAGAUUUGGAAGGAAAGUUUUCACUUACUGUGAAAGAGCUGUCAGAGAAGAUUAUCUUGUUGGAGAAAGAGAAGAAAUCUGAAGAGGACACUCAUAAGAUUGAAAUUAAGGAAAUGGAAUGUAAAGUGAAGCAGAUGGAGCAACAUCUGGAAGAAGUGCUUGAUGCAAGGAAUAGUGAUGAGCUGAGAGAAUUGCAGUUGGAAAAUGAAGCAUUACAGGAGAAAGCAGUAGAACUCCAUAUACAAUGUCAACAAAUAAAAGAUGAGAAUAUCCAACUAACAACGAAGAUAGCAGAACUAACCAGUGACCUGAGUGAAGCUAAUGCAUGUUUAGCAGUGAAACAAGAGGAUUUGGCAUCUUGUAAGAACUGCCUUAUGAGUGCUCAAGCAGAACUGGCGAUAACUAAAACUGAGCUAGAGGUCCUCAAGUCUAAUCCACAGCCUAAAGGCCAGAAGGGUAACUCACUGUUUGCUGAAGUUGAGGAUAAACGGUUGGACAUGAAAAAAAGACUGGAUGCCGUUCUUCACAAGUACCGUCAUUUGAAAAAAAUGUACAUGGAUAAAUGUGCUGAAGACAAUAGGAUCAGUGCAGAGUUUGUAUUCCUGAGACGAAAAUGUGAUCAAAUACUGUUAGAAAUCCAAAUUCAGGAGAAACAACUGACUGACUCAUAUAAGACUCGCAUCAAGAAUCUGGAGGAACAGGUGCAGAAAUUACAAAGACAACAGAAACCACCAUACAUCAUCAACAACACGGAUAAUGCCACGAUGAAGUUUGUCGAAACAUACAUCGAGUCCACCAGAAAAGAGUGUAAAAAAGUGAAGGAAGAACUGGAGGCCCAGUCUGUUUGUGCUCUAUUUAGCAACGAGACUUUGUUCAGAACACAACAUGAGCUUCAAAGGAAGGAGGCAGAGCUCAUGCAGGCCAAAGUUCAGAUCACUGAACUGCAGAAACAGAUAAAGGAGAAGAAAGACAAAUUGGAGGAUUAAAUUCAGCAUUGAUCCAGAGAGUUCAGUUCUAAUUAUGGCUAUGAUCAAUUGUUCUUGUAGUAUGUUUUGUAUAUUAAGUAUGAGGCUGUAGCUCAGUUAGCAAUUCUACAACAUCUGAUAUGGGAACACAGUCCAAACAGUUUUCACAGUUUUUUUUCUUUAGCUGGAGAGGGGCUGGGUUGAGUUAAAAUCAGGGGUGAAAGCAGAUAAGUAAUAUAAUAACUGCUGUGCCUUUCACAGUUCAGAGGGCUUAAGGUGUUUCCAGAGUGGUUUGUAGGAUAAGAGAAUUCUAAAAAUCAAAUGUAAAACUGUAAAUGUAUGAAGUCAUAUGUUUUAUAUCAUGGUAUAUGUCAUAAUUUUAAUUUCAUUGUAUAUUUUCUUUCAUUUUUUACAUACUGUAGAGUAUAUUUGGGAAGUAGCACGAAAUGUAAAGUGUUUAUAUGGGCAAUGUCAAUUUUCCAGGUGUCAAACAGGAAGUGAUUUAGCCAAAUCUGCUGUUAUUAAUUAUUUUGAAGUUUCACAGUGGAAUGUUCAAAUCUAGAUAUCUGACUUUAAUGUUCACAUUUUCUGCCACAUAAAAUCAUUUAUAUUGUGAUUUAUAAAUUUGUUACAUAAGAAAGAGGUUGAUAUUAGAAACCAAAAUUGUGA
Molecule: messenger RNA, 1993 nt
Organism: Cryptotermes secundus
Lineage: Eukaryota; Metazoa; Arthropoda; Insecta; Blattodea; Kalotermitidae
Product: protein Spindly
Exons: 10
Coding region: 170-1345 (391 amino acids)
Source: RefSeq, a predicted model, not a curated record